This is a messenger RNA of Polyodon spathula (Mississippi paddlefish), 2469 nucleotides long. Its product is annotated as ATP-binding cassette sub-family A member 2-like. Bases 759 to 2312 code for a protein of 517 amino acids. NCBI's taxonomy places the organism in Eukaryota, Metazoa, Chordata, Actinopteri, Acipenseriformes, Polyodontidae. The record is from RefSeq and is a predicted model, not a curated record. The transcript is spliced from 9 exons.
UCAUGGUAGCACAUGAGGAAAAUGGUGGACAGGUUGACUGCUAAACUGUGGCUUCACUGGCCGGGUAUCUUGUAAAGACAUCUCAAAAGCCUGGCCUGGAUUCAAGAUUGUAGGACUGAACUCUGGCAGCAGUCCUGGGUUGGAGUGCUCAUUGCUAAUUGAUUUCUGUUAAGUCUUCCAGUUCUCAAUCCUAAAGCCUUUCUCUCUCACUAACCACGGGUGCGCUCCUGAUUGUACUACUAAUAAUACUAAUAAUAAUAAUAAUAAUAAUAAUAAUAAUAAUAUUCUGGACUGCAAGCAAAUUUUCUCAGCACCUCUUUGGAAACAUUAACCCAUCUGCUCUGACCUGAUCAUAGAGAGGGGAAGGAACUGGUGGUCAAAGUUUACAAAAACAUUUAAUUUCAAUUAAAAUAUUUUUAUUAUCCCAUGAAUUUAUUAACUGGUUAAUGAAGAAGCACCCGGAAAAGUGGAAAUAUGUAUAAGCAUUGUAUAUUAAUUUGGCUACAGUGUUUUGACUAAACUGUAAAACCUUCUUGUAACAUUUUGACCUCCAAGCCAACCCCCCUCCCCCUGUCCCACGCACCUCUGAAUGAGGGCUUACCUUCUCUUGAAAAACCUCUCUUUUAAUCUUUGUGUCUGUGUGUGUCUCUCCCUCUCGCCCCUGCCUCUGUCUUUCUCUCUAUCUCUCCGUGCCCCUCUCGCACCGUCCAGCCUUCUACACGGCCGCUCCUCUGACCUCGGCAGGGAUCAUUCCCAUCAUGCAGUCGCUGUGUCCCGACGGGCAGCGGGAUGAGUUUGGCUUCCUGCAGUACAGUAACUCCACGGUGACGCAGCUGUUGGAUCGGAUUAACGAGGUGGUCGAGCAGAAUAACCUCUUCGACCCGGACCGGCCUGGUUUAGAGGAGGAGCUGGAGUCACUGCGCCACCACCUGGAGAGUCUGAGUACUGAGCCCAGCUCCCUGGAGAACCACUUAAACAACAGCCAUGCAGGCUUCACUCUGGGUUCGGUUCUGAAGGACCGGGAUGGGUUUCAGCAGUUCCUCUCCCGGAACCUUUCUCUCCCUAAUGACACGGCCACGCUCCUGCUCUCCUCCAACGUUGAUCUCAAAGAGGUGUAUCGGCUGUUCUUCGGCUCAUACCCAACUUCACGUGGCGUGGACAGUGUGUUGGGCAGCAAAGCAUGGGAAGGGUACGGACCGGGAGAGAAGAUGCUGCAGCUGGAGGAGCACCUGCUUGGAGGCUGGAGGAACCUGGAGGAGGGGCUGAUCCACAAGGCUCUGAGCAACCCAGAGAAAAUUGCUCACAGGCAGGCUCUGCUUCGCCUCCUCACCCAGGCUCUAGGCUUGACAGGGGCUGCAGCGUUCGGGCAAGGCUACGAUCCACAGGGCUUGAAAGAGAUGGAGAACAUCCUGCUGACUGCUGGCGUCCUGGAAUUGCUGACGUGCGGGAACGAUGGAAGAGGGAGCGGGGAGAGCGAGCUGCGACGAAUCCUGCUGGUCCCAGACAGCCAACAGGCACUCCUCCAGGCCUAUCGCAGCGCAGUUUGCAGCGGGGGGACGGGGUCACGGGUGCAGAGGUUCUCAGAGCUGGCCAGGGAGCUGAGAGAGCAGAUCGACACCCAGAGAGUCAUCAGCAAGCUGAAGCUGCAGGAGGUGAACAGCACAGCAGUCCAGCGCCACCUGGGGGCCCUGCUGCAGGACCUGUCGGAGGUGGAGAGGAUCCUGCGUGAUGUGGACGUCCUCUCCGCUCUCGCCAAGCUGCUGCCCAAGGGGGCAUGUGCCGGCAAGCAAGCCCCGUCCCCUGCCAACACCACAGCCUGGAGCACCAACACCACAGUCACCGAGACGACGGGUUGGAGCAACUCGAGCGAGGGGGGCAACAAUGACGACGGGGCAGGUAGCACCAAGGAGGAAGAAACCCCCCCAUCCCAGUUCUCCGCCUUCGUUCAGCUGUGGGCUGGCCUGCAGCCCAUUCUCUGUGGCAACAACAGGAUAAUCGAACCUGAAGCACUCAAGCAGGGCAACAUGAGCUCUCUGGGCUUCACCAGCAAGGAACAGCGGAACCUGGGUCUCCUCGUCCAUCUCAUGACCACCAACCCCAAGAUCCUGUACUCCCCGGUGGGCUCCGAGGCUGACAAGGUCAUCCAGAAGGCUAACGAGACGUUUGCAUUCGUGGGCAACGUGACUCACUAUGCCAGGGUGUGGCUCAACAUCUCAGCUGAGAUCAGGACCUUCCUGGAGGAAAGGAAACUGCAGAACAGGAUACUGUGGCUACAACAGGUGGGGGAGAAAACGGGAGAGGGGGGGCCGUGAAGGUUGGGAAGAAUAAGAUGUGUGAAGCGGCAGGAGAGGAGAGGACGUGUUCUAAAGGUUCUUUUGUAAUUGAUCCUUUAUCCUGAUUUCAUGUCAGUAAAGCGGUUUUGGGUUUGCAGGAACAUAUGGUGGAAGGGAGAGAAGUAAGCAAGUUGGC